Molecule: messenger RNA, 4005 nt
Organism: Peromyscus leucopus (white-footed mouse)
Lineage: Eukaryota; Metazoa; Chordata; Mammalia; Rodentia; Cricetidae
Gene: Vwce
Product: von Willebrand factor C and EGF domains
Biological process (GO): cellular response to virus
Cellular component (GO): cytoplasm
Molecular function (GO): calcium ion binding; protein binding
Source: RefSeq, a predicted model, not a curated record
CCAACCCAGGCUUUGGCCUGAAGCUCUCAGUCACUCUGUGGAAGGCGACUCCCAAACCCAGGCAGGGGGUGUGGGCCGAGGGUGAAACCCCGCCCUCGGGGUCCCUGAUCUUUGCUCCCGCCCCAGGCUCCACGCCUCCCGGAGAGGCACCGGCGGGCGGCGCUCCUUUUGUGUGUUUCUCUCCAAGGUGCAAGGACCCCCACCCCCUGCCUCUCCAGGCAGUCCUCCCCCAAACUCUAGCCCUCUUCUCGGCAUCCUGAUCCUCCUGCCAGCUGGGGGGAUUGGAUCGUUCCUAGGAGGAGGGACAAGGUCGGCAGCCCCUUCCCCGGUGCGGGGGACCUGAGCCCACUGGAGUCCAGGAGCGCUGCUGCCAGUCAUGUGGGCUGGACUGUUGCUCCGUGUUGCCUGCAUCGUGAUCCUGUUGCUGGGGUCUUCAGCCCGAGGCUACACGGGGAGGAAGGCGCCCGGGCACUACUCGGCAGAGAGACGUCGUCUGGGCCCCCAUGUCUGCCUUUCCGGCUUUGGGAGUGGCUGCUGCCCUGGCUGGGCCCCUUCCAUGGGCAGUGGGCACUGUACCCUACCCCUCUGCUCCUUUGGCUGUGGGAGUGGCAUCUGCAUCGCCCCCAAUGUCUGUUCCUGCCAGGAUGGAGAGCAAGGGGCCACUUGCCCAGAAGCCCAUGGAUCCUGCGGGGAGUAUGGCUGUGAUCUCACCUGUAACCACGGUGGCUGUCAGGAGGUAGCCCGAGUGUGCCCUGUGGGCUUCUUGAUGACUGAGACAGCUGUUGGUAUCAGGUGUGCAGACAUUGACGAGUGUUUAAGCUCAUCUUGUGAGGGCCACUGUGUGAACACGGAAGGUGGUUUCGUGUGCGAGUGUGGGCCAGGCAUGCAGCUGUCCGCUGAUCGUCAUAGCUGCCAAGACACCGAUGAGUGCCUGGGAACUCCCUGCCAGCAGAGAUGUAAGAACAGCAUUGGCAGUUAUAAAUGCUCCUGCCGCGCCGGCUUCCACCUCCACGGCAACAGGCACUCCUGUGUAGAUGUGAACGAGUGUCGGCGACCGCACGAGAGGCGAGCCUGUCACCACGCCUGCCAUAACACUGUGGGCAGCUUCCUGUGCAGCUGCAGACCCGGCUUCAGGCUUCGAGCUGACCGUGUGUCCUGUGAAGCUUUCCCGAAGGCCGUUCUGGCCCCAUCUGCCAUCCUGCAGCCCCGGCCGCACCCUGCUAAGAUGUCCCUACUCCUUCCGGAGGCAGGCCGGCCUGCCUUGUCCCCAGGACACAGCCCACCCCCAGGGGCCCCAGGAUACCCCACUGGAGUCAGAACAACCCAUCAGCCAUCUACCCCCAUGGCCCUACCCACAUUCUUUCCCACACAGUUGCUAUCCACCCCAGGGCCAAGUUCCUCCCUCCUGGGGACCCUCGGACCCCCCUCACUCCUCCAGGGGGAGGCAGUAGGAACCCCUUCCUCACCUAGGGGCCCGGAAGGCGCAAGGCUGGGAACAGGGCUCUCCUCCUGCCGGCACCAGGGAGCCACAUAUGAAUCAGGGAGCCACUGGAGCCAACCUGGCUGUUCUCAGUGCUUGUGCCAGGAUGGAGAGGUGACCUGUGGAAAAGUGAGAUGCAACACCACCUGUUCCCAUCCGAUCCCCCCCAGAGAUGGGGGAUGCUGCCCCUCUUGCACGGGCUGCUUUCACAGUGGUGCCAUCCGGGAAGAAGGGGAAGUGUUUUCACCUCCUGAGGAGAACUGCACUGUGUGUGUCUGUCUGGCUGGAAAUGUGUCUUGUAUCUCCCCGGAGUGUCCGCCUGGUCCCUGCAAGACUCCCCCACAGUCAGAUUGCUGUACUUGUGUCCCAGGGAGAUGCUUUUUCCACGGCCGAUGGUAUACGGACGGGGCUGUGUUCAGUGGAGGUGGUGACGACUGUACUACCUGUGUCUGCCAGAACGGGGAGGUAGAGUGCUCCUUUACCCCGUGUCCAGAACUGGAGUGCCCUCGGGAGGAGUGGUGGCUGGGCCCAGGACAGUGCUGCUUUACCUGUUGGGAGCCUCCACCCAGCACAGGCUGCUCUCUAGAUGACAACGGGGUUGAGUUUCCAAUUGGACAGAUCUGGUCGCCUGGUGAUCCCUGUGAGUUAUGCAUCUGCCAGGCAAAUGGCUCUGUGAGCUGCCACAGGACAGACUGCGUGGACUCUUGCCCUCACCCCAUCCGGAUUCCUGGACAGUGCUGUCCUGACUGUUCAGCAGGCUGCACCUACACAGGUAGAAUCUUCUACAACAACGAGACCUUCCCAUCAGUGCUGGACCCCUGUCUGAGCUGCAUCUGUCUGCUGGGCUCGGUGGCCUGUUCACCUGUGGACUGUCCCAUCACCUGUACCUACCCCUUCCACCCGGAUGGCGAGUGCUGCCCUGUGUGCCAUGACUGUAACUUUGAAGGGAGAAAGGUAGUGAAUGGUCAGGUGUUCACCUUGGAUGACGAGCCCUGUACCCGGUGCAUCUGCCAGCUGGGAGAGGUGAGCUGCGAAAAGGUCCCUUGCCAGCCGGUCUGUACUGAUCCCUCCUGCCCAGAUUCCCUCUUUCCUCCAAGAGAAAGGCAGCAACCCUCCCCUCAUGGAGACCUUGGCAAAGAUGCUCGGAGCCUCCGUGGAGACAGGAGUCCUGCCAACUGUAGCUCCUGCCCAGGGCCUCCAUCAGCAUCACCUGCAAGGCCCACAUUCCAGCUCCUGCAGCUGCUUUUGAGAGCAAACCUGUCCGAUGUGCAGACUGUAUUCCCAGGCCCACCAGUAGCCCACACCUCCUCCUCACCUCCGCUGGAGUCAGAGGGUACAUUUCUAGGGGAACCUGGAGCCUCGCCUCCUGAGCCCUCAGCAGGGUCUUCGGUCUCUCCUGGGUCCUCUACUCUACCUCCAGCCUUUCCAGGGACUCCUUGGUCACCUGCCACUCCAGAGAGCUCUUCCUCAACCUUUGGGGGGGCAUUCCGGUGGCCUCUGUCUGCCACCCACUUGACUGAGGCAGAAGUACCUUCGACAACGACGACGACGACGACGACGACGACUGGUCCUGACCUCUCAGAGACCCUCAGCACACCCUUGAAGCCUCAAAGACUAUCUGCAGCUCUCCUGGACACCCCCAACCCUGGUCCCCAACAGCCCACAACAGACAUCUCAAAGAAGGAAGAGUCUACCAUCUGAGUGGAUCACCAUGCCUGGGACAUACCAGACAGAGCUCUCUGCCAGUGGCCUAGUAGGUGUGUGUGUGACCCCAGGGGUAACCCAGUGGGGGUCUCAGAGAAGACCUUGGAGUAAGAUGGUCUGUCAAGGAGAGAGGCAGUGGAAGAAACAGCCGAAACAUCCCUUGACUCUGGACUUCUAGCCUCCAGAAUUGUGAGAACCUAAGUUUCUGUUUAGCCUCCAUCCUUGACUGUGGUAUUGGUUACAGUGGCCCUGGUACAGUACGUCGGCACUGCCCACUCUCGCUUGGGCAGAGCCGUGCCUGGUGUGAUCCUGUCGCCGCGCACUCUUGAAUGUUUUGGGGGUGUCUAUAAUCUCUGUCAUGCUUUGUUUUCAACACUGAUUUCAUGUAACGUUCAUUUCGAGAUGUGUUCAGAACAUGUGUUAUGUCCCCAUUUCUAUUUUAAACACUGAGCUGCUAAAUCUCUCUCCUCAUGAGUUCACAGUCCAGGGCAGGGGACAGCUGCUCAGAAGAUAAGUGCACUUUAGAGUGUGAAAUGGGAAGGUUGGAGGCCAGUAAACUCUGUGUGUGUGUGUGUGUGUGUGUGUGUGUGUCACACACGGUGAGAGGAGGCCAGAGCUUGCUGCUCCCUACUGUUUCCCAUGUAGCUCAUACUCACCACUUUUACAGUUGAGGCUGCCUUCCCAUUUUUAAUUCCCUGCUUUUAGAAUCUGGGUGGGUGUGGGGGUUGCUUCCAACUUCCCCCUGUUAUAUGUAGAUUCCCUGGGAAAAUCAUUACAGUCAACAAAUAAUUUAUAGCAAAUAAACAAAUGUAUUUGUCGCA